Trypanosoma grayi is the source of this 1569-nucleotide messenger RNA. RefSeq lists its product as hypothetical. The coding region runs from base 1 to 1569 and encodes 522 amino acids. The transcript has a single exon. The record is from RefSeq and is a predicted model, not a curated record. Lineage: Eukaryota; Euglenozoa; Kinetoplastea; Trypanosomatida; Trypanosomatidae.
AUGAUGGAUGUCGGCGUGGCCGGCUACAUCACGCCGGAGGACAUGAAGGAGUUUUUCAUGUGCGUCGAUGGUGUGUCCGCAUCACCGUGCAGCGACUUUCUGCGGUUGGGGAAGGACGAGCUGUGCAACUGUGACCGCUUCGUGGCCCUUACACUGGCGGCACUACGCAGCAGCAGCAGAGGCUCACGUACGCUGGGAGAGUGGGUCGACCACUACUGGCUGCUGCAAUACCGAAAAAUCUUUAUGGGCACAGCCGCGUUGAUGAAUUGGGAUGCGGAGCUGACGACAAUACCCCCGGAGCCGACGCACGGCUUCGAUUCCUUUGAGCUCGCCACGCUGCUGUUCGCGCUUACGGAGGCAGGUCUGCGCCUUGUGAACGCUGUGGAGGUUGAGCAGUGGGUGCGCUCAGGGCAGCACCGGCGCGGCUGCGCCAUCACAAUGGAGCAGCUGGCCACACUCCUCGAUACAUUGUCGAAGGCGGUGCCCUUCUCAGAGACGUGGCUCGCCCUGCUUCAGCACAGAAGCAGUAGCAAGCAGAAGGUACUUGAGAUUAUCAACACUUACAGUGCUGUGGCGGAUGCCACGGUGGUGGAAGAACUCCGGGAGCACAUCAUGCAGCUGAAGAGAGACACAAUGGCGGGAGGACGCUGUGCGAACUGCAGUCGUCUGGAAGAAGUGUUGCAGCAGCAGGCCGUGCGCCUUGCAGAUAUGGAGGCGGCGAGGGAAAGUUCGGAGGUCAAUCUGGGGCACUUAGAACGCCGAUUUGAGGAGCGGGCGGAGGCCUUUGCGCAGCUGCAGCAGGACUAUUGGCACGUGCAGAUGCUGCUAGAGGAUGCUCAACUCCACGAGGUGGAACUUGCAGAGGCGCUAGAGAACGCGAAGGGGCAACUGCCGAUGCAUCCGCGCGGCGGUGGUACGUUAGCGCUUAACACUUUCGCCGCAGCUCCCCCUGGGGCUGUUGCUGGCGAUGGCGUGCCAUCGCUGUUGCAGCUGAUGCCGUGCGGGCGUCUUGCCCAGCAUAUGCGCGACAGCAUGCCGAUCGCCGAUUCGCCCAUCUUAAGCACCAUCGGGGCCGUUGCGUACGCGAUACCGCCGGAGCUGUCGCAGCCGUCCGAGUGGUGUGUCGAUGUGUUCUGGUGCGACGCGACACGCGACGGGCGAAACAAAAUCGAAAGACUCGUCUGCCGUGACAGCGACGGACGUCGUAGUUGUGCAUUUCUUUUGAAGAACAGUGAGCUACAGGUUGUUGUAGCGGAUUAUAAUAACAGCAGCAGCAGCAGUUGUGGUGGUGGUGGUCAUUCGUUUCGGCUCACGCCACGGCGUUGGUACCGCCUCCAUUGUGCACUCGACUGGCGGGCCAAGAUGUUCGAUGUGACGGUGACAGAGGUAGGCCACGGCGGUUCGGCCGCUGCUGCACUGAAGAGUACGAAGAUGACGGCAACCAGGGCGUCAUGGGGGCCGAUUGCAAUGAUUGACGCGCAGACCAGUGGCAUCGCUGUUGUUGACAUUUUCCCGCGGACAGAGCUGCUGAUGAGUUACUGUAACUUUUUCCUCCGCUACACGAGCUAA